Messenger RNA from Hippopotamus amphibius kiboko, 3302 nucleotides. It is a transcript of the gene RBM19, whose product is annotated as RNA binding motif protein 19. Lineage: Eukaryota; Metazoa; Chordata; Mammalia; Artiodactyla; Hippopotamidae. The record is from RefSeq and is a predicted model, not a curated record. The transcript has 25 exons. Gene Ontology annotation, molecular function: RNA binding. Bases 99 to 2957 code for a protein of 952 amino acids.
CAAAAAUGGCGGCGCCCAGGGUGGCAGCGUGAAAGUUGGUGGUGGUGGUAGUCGCUGGCCGUUCUCGUGCCGGAAUCAAAACAGUGGGACCGUGCGCCAUGUCGCGACUGAUCGUGAAGAACCUCCCAAAUGGGAUGAAGGAGGAGCGUUUCCGGCAGCUGUUCACUGCCUUCGGCACGCUGACGGACUGCAGCCUCAAGUUCACCAAAGAUGGCAAAUUCCGCAAGUUUGGCUUCAUCGGCUUCAAAUCUGAGGAAGAGGCCCAAAUGGCGCUGAACCAUUUCAACAAGAGUUUUAUUGACACGUCCCGGAUCACGGUGGAGUUCUGCAAGUCAUUUGGAGACCCAGCAAAGCCCCGAGCCUGGAGCAAGCAUGCCCAGAAACCAAGCCAGUCCAAGCCACUUCCAAAAGACAGAGACUCUGUCUCCCCGGAAACUAAGAAAGACGACAAGAAGAAAAAGGUAGCAGGUGACCUGGAGGAGCUGAAGGAAGACAACGAGUUCCAGGAGUUCCUGUCGGUUCACCAGAAGCGGACGCACACGGCCACCUGGGCGAACGAUGCCCUGGACACUGAGACCUCCAAAGGGAAGAGCAAGUCGGCUGACGACUACCUGAACUUCGACUCCGACUCAGGGCAGGAGAGUGAGGAGGAGGGAGCCGGGGAGGACCCGGAAGACCCGUCGCUGACCCCCAGCCUCCCCAUUUCUUCAGAGGAGGACGACGACCUUGAACCCAAGGCAGCCGUGUGGAAGGAGCUGUCGGACAUGGAUUACCUGAAAUCCAAGGUGGUGGAGAGCGCGUCGCCCUCCUCGGAGGAGAGUGAAGAUGAAGCCGUGAACUGCGAGGAGGGGAGCGAGGCCGAGGAAGAGGGGUCCUGCGCCGCCCCCGCCCAGCAGGACGGGGAGGCGGCCCGAGCCGAGACCGAGAAACCAGCCAGCCAGAAGGAACCCACCACGCCCCACACCGUGAAGCUGCGGGGAGCCCCAUUCAACGUCACAGAGAAAAACGUCAUGGAAUUCCUGGCACCCCUGAAACCGGUGGCCAUUCGAAUAGUGAGAAAUGCCCAUGGAAACAAAACAGGGUACGUCUUUGUGGAUUUCAGCAGUGAAGAGGACGUGAGGAAAGCUCUGAAAUGCAACAGAGAGUACAUGGGCGGACGCUACAUCGAGGUGUUCAGGGAGAAGAACGUCCCCGCGGCCAAGGCGCCCACCAAGAAUAGCGCCAAACCCUGGCAAGGCCGGACACUGGGGGAGCAUGAAGAGGAAGAGGACCUGGCCGACUCCGGGAGGCUCUUUGUGCGAAACCUGCCCUACACCAGCUCCGAGGAGGACCUGGAGAAGCUCUUCUCCAAAUACGGUCCCCUGUCGGAGCUGCAUUACCCCAUCGACAGCCUGACCAAGAAGCCCAAGGGCUUUGCCUUCGUCACCUUCAUGUUCCCGGAGCACGCUGUGAAGGCCUACGCAGAGGUGGACGGGCAGGUGUUCCAGGGCAGGAUGCUCCACGUGUUACCAUCCACGAUCAAGAAGGAGGCCAGCGAGGACGCCGAGGCCCUGGGAUCAUCAUCGUACAAGAAGAAGAAAGAGUCCAAAGACAAAGCCAACAGCUCCAGCUCCCACAACUGGAACGCACUAUUCAUGGGCCCGAACGCCGUGGCCGACGCCAUCGCCCAGAAGUACAGCGCCACCAAGAGUCAAGUGUUCGACCACGAGACCAAGGGCAGCGUGGCCGUGCGGGUGGCCCUGGGGGAGACCCAGCUCGUCCAAGAAGUGCGGCGCUUCCUCCUCAACAAUGGGGUCAGUCUGGACUCCUUCAGCCAGGCUGCCGCCGAGCGAAGCAAGACCGUGAUCCUGGUGAAGAACCUCCCGGCCGGCACCCUGGCGGCCGAGCUGCAGGAGACCUUCGGCCGCUUCGGCAGCCUGGGCCGCGUGCUGCUGCCGGAGGGUGGCGUCACGGCCAUCGUGGAGUUCCUGGAGCCGCUGGAGGCCCGCAAGGCCUUCCGGCACCUGGCCUACUCCAAGUUCCACCACGUCCCCCUGUAUCUGGAGUGGGCUCCAAUGGGCGUGUUUUCCAGCCCAGCCCCACAGAAGAAAGAACCCCAAAAUGCACCAGCAGAGCCAGCCGGAAAGGACCAGACAGAGCCAGAAACAGAUGGUGAGACCCCAGAAGGUGAAAAGCCACCAGAGGGAGCAGUACAUGACGCUUCAGCGAAGAUGGAAGAGGAGGAGGAAGAAGAGGAAGAGGAGGAGGAGAGCCUUCCUGGGUGCACUCUGUUUAUCAAAAAUCUCAACUUCAACACAACUGAGGAGACGCUGAAAGAAGUGUUUUCCAAAGUGGGCGUGGUGAAGAGCUGCUCCAUCUCCAAGAAGAAGAACAAAGCAGGAGCGCUGCUCUCCAUGGGGUUUGGAUUCGUGGAAUACAGGAAGCCGGAGCAGGCCCAGAAAGCUCUCAAGCAGCUCCAGGGUCACAUCGUGGACGGCCACAAGCUGGAAGUGAGGAUCUCAGAACGAGCCACCAGGCCAGCCCCGACAUCCGCUCGGAAGAAACAAGUGGCCAGAAAGCAGACCACCUCCAAGAUCCUGGUGCGGAACAUCCCCUUCCAGGCUGACAGCCGUGAGAUCCGCGAGCUCUUCAGCACUUUCGGGGAGCUGAAGACGGUCCGCUUGCCAAAGAAGAUGACCGGGACGGGCACACACAGAGGGUUCGGCUUCGUUGACUUUCUCACCAAGCAGGAUGCAAAGAGAGCCUUCAACGCCUUGUGUCACAGCACCCACUUGUAUGGCCGGAGGCUGGUGCUGGAGUGGGCUGACUCCGAGGUGAGCCUGCAGGCCCUGCGGCGGAAGACGGCUGAGCACUUCCACGAGCCCCCGAAGAAAAAGCGGUCUGUGGUGUUGGAUGAGAUCCUGGAGCAGCUGGAAGACAGUGAGGACGACGGCGAGGAGCAGACCCUUCAGCUGUGAGCUGGCACCGAGGCCCUGAGACGCAGGCAAGGCUCCAUCCUGCUGGUGCGAGGGUCGGGGUACAGAGGGACCUCGGGGCUCGCUCCAGGGUGUGCAGCCACGUAGGAGCGAGGACCCUCAGGCCCCCCGCUGCCCACCAGCCUGGAAGAGUCACGGGAUGAAGGCAGCUCUCUGGAGUUGGGCCGUCUGGACGCGAAGCCGCGCUCCCCCCAGCAGGUUGGGGACCCCAGCCAAGGCAGCUCACCUCCCUGGGCCCAGCCUCCUCCUCACUAACUGCUUCCCACCUCACAGGGCUUCGACCAGAAAGAAGUGUAAUAAACGUGGGGCACAGUGCUGAGCUUGUAA